AGGUUUUACUUCCGGGAAGAUGGCGGCCUCCAUGCAGAGCUGGGCAUGUGGCUGCGGGGAAGGGAGACCGGUGUAACAAGUGAUGCACAGGGAGGCCUGGAAGCUGCAGGGUUCAAGUAGCAUCAAGCUUUAGAAUAGCAACCUGAGUCCAUCAUGAAUGGCUCUCCCAAGAACAAGACCGGGGGGAUGACGUUUGCAGAGCAGCAGUUACAGAGGCACGGCUGGAAACAAGGCAAAGGGCUGGGGAAACGAGAGAACGGCAUCUCUGAAGCCAUCAAAGUGAAAGUGAAAUGCGACACAGCUGGGGUGGGUCACGACCCAGCAGAGCAGUUCACUUUCCAUUGGUGGGAUCACCUCUUCAACAAGUCGGCUGCAAACAUCUCGGUGGAGGCUGGGCAGGAUGGCGUCCAAAUGAAAAAGCUCUCUGAGCAGGACGGGGAAAUCAGCAACAAGAAGCCCCGCAAAGCACCCAGUGCCAGGAGCAUGCUGUAUGGCCGCUUUGUGAAGGCGGCCACGCUGACGGCAGGAGGGGAGGAGCCAACGAAGCAGGUUUCCACCUCGGAGAGCAGCGAGGACGAGGAGGAGAAAUUGGACCUGUCCAGUAUUAGGAAGCUGACGGAUGAGGAGCUGGUCCGAGCCUGCGGCGGCCGCACUGCGCACAAGGGAGCCCGUCACGGUCUGACCAUGAGUGCCAAGCUGGCCCGGCUCGAGGAGCAAGAGCGAGCCUUCCUGGCUAAGUACAGCCAGAAGGAGGAGCAGAGAGGCGGCGCCCCAGAGCGUCAGCAGGAGGCAGUGGCGGGUGCCUCGGCCCUGGAAAACAGCAACCCGGCUGAGAGGCGGCAGAAAGCCAAGAAGAAAAAGCGGAAGAGAUCCAAAGAGAGGGGGGGUUGUGCCGAGGAGGAGGAGAGGCGGGCCAGGAAGAGGAGGAAGAAGAAAGAGAAGGGGGAAGUGGUGGAGGGUUUGGAGAGCGAGUUGCCGGACUCAAGGGAGCAGCCUGAGGGGAGGACGGACCAGGACAGCCCCAGGGAAAGGGCCAAAAAGAAGAAAAAGAGGAAGGGGCAGUGAACGGGGGCUCAUCCUGUUUGAGGGGGGUGCCACCCUCCGGCUUGCUAUGAACCCGCCGCACAUUCAUCUCCUGCUGCGGGGCCUCUUCCCAGUCACUCAGCAACCGCUCUUUAG
Emys orbicularis (European pond turtle) is the source of this 1179-nucleotide messenger RNA. RefSeq names its product G patch domain-containing protein 4. Gene Ontology annotation, cellular component: nucleolus. The transcript has 8 exons. The record is from RefSeq and is a predicted model, not a curated record. NCBI's taxonomy places the organism in Eukaryota, Metazoa, Chordata, Testudines, Emydidae. The coding region runs from base 154 to 1065 and encodes 303 amino acids. Gene Ontology annotation, molecular function: nucleic acid binding.